Podarcis lilfordi (Lilford's wall lizard) is the source of this 3832-nucleotide messenger RNA. NCBI's taxonomy places the organism in Eukaryota, Metazoa, Chordata, Lepidosauria, Squamata, Lacertidae. The record is from the annotation of a GenBank genome assembly.
AUGGUGGAGGAAGGAGAGCAAUGGGGACCCCAAAGGCUACAGCCGUGGCAGGUAUUUCCUUCCCCUUUUUUGCAAACUGCAGUCCACACAGAUGCUGAUCUUGACUGUGGAUAAACCUGCAAAAUAUCAUAGUUACUAUUAGUAUUAGCAAUAGUAGCAUACCGCCCAACAUUGGUAUUCAACUCUGUUGAAAAUAGAGACGGCCCAUUCCAUAAUGAUAAUGUUACUGCUUAUAAAGGUAAAGGGACCCCUGACCAUUAGGUCCAGUCAUUGCCGACUCUGGGGUUGCGGCGCUCAUCUCGCUUUAUUGGCCGAGGGAGCCGGCGUACAGCUUCGAACCGCCAACCUUCUGAUCAGCAAGUCCUAGGCUCUGUGGUUUAACCCACAGCGCCACCUGCGUCCUUUACUGCUUAUACCCAGGGCUUUUUUUCAGAGGGGAACUCGCUGGAACUCAGUUUUGACACCUUUCAGGUGGGUGCCAUUGCCAUUCUCAGAGGGAGGUGUUCAUGGUGAGUUCUGGCACCUUCUUUUCUAGAAAAAUAGCACUGUUUAUACAUCUUCUUCAGUUGCCUCCUCACUCUGGGCAGCUCCCAAAAUAAAGAAAUUCAUACUAAAAUAUUAAACAUUUAAAAAUUCCCGAUAUAGGAUUGGACAGCUUGUGGGUUGGAUAAUUCCACAUCCACCAACAUUUCUCAAAUGCAAAUAGGGACAUUCUAAGGAAAAGUGGGAAAUUCCAGGAUCAAAUGAAAAACUGUCUCUAAUUCAGGGAUGUCCCUGGAAAACUGGGACACUUGCAGGGUCUGUAGUAAUAGAAAUGGCUGAAUAGGAAUUCCAGUCUACAUGAGAUACACGCAGGCCCCAAAUCAUAAGAGGUUGAAGUGAGUAGGACUGAGAUAUCCAUCUUGGCUUCCAGGUUUCUCAGUGCUGGUGCUUUCCCCUGUCAUUCCAGCUUCACCCUUUCUUGAGAGAAAUCCGGUGUCUGAAUACUUCCAGAGGCAGGCUGCGCUUGGAUGAGAACUGGGAGCUGCCAGGAGACUUCGAUAUUAUGAACUGGGUGAUGUCUCCCAAUAAGUCUUGUGACCUUGUGAAAAUUGGGAAUAUAAGGAGAGAGCCGUCUGCUAGCAUAAAGUUCACCAUUAACCCAGAAGCUAUUGAGUGGCCCAAGAAAUUCAACAAGGUAAGGGGAAUCACAGAGAGGGGAGGCUAGGAGAUCCUGAAUAUAUUUUCCUUGAACAACUGCUGCAAAAUGACUAUAUCAGGUUGAUCAAUGAUGUCUUGACCGUCCAAUAACAGCUGCAACCACCACUCCUUCUUUCCACAGCAGCUGAGAUAGGAGGGGAAUUUGAGGUGCUCAAAGAAAGGAUAGAGCCCAGAGGUCCUCAGAGAAGACACCAUCUAUUUCCGAACCAGACUGAGAAUUUAAGAAUUCUGGACAGAAUGUUUAACCGAAUGGACUACGUAGAAGAAAAGGGAAAACACCUAGUAAAAGUGAACAAUUGGGUUUUCAUACAUGCAGAAGGAUGGAAAGCAAUUUAUUUUUGAAAUGAUAAUUACUGAUUUAUUGUGGAUUUUUUAAAUUUGUGGCGUAUGCUCACUUGUAGAUGUUGCAAAUGUUAAACUAUUGUACGUGCAGGAAUUAAGAAGUGCACAGCUGUUGGUGAAGAAUGAUAAGUUUUUUUAAAAAACCCUAUUGUAAUAUAAGGUUAAUGUUAAGGAAUGGCAUAUGAACUAGAAAUAACUAGGGAAAUAGAUCAGCAACAAGAGGAAACCUUGCAUGCCUCAAGAACAGAGUGAGGGAAACCACUAUUUGGAAAAGUAAUAUUAAAUGUGUCUUAAUUAGCGGUUGAGAGAUUAUCAGAAUCCUGAAAUUUGGGGAAAUCACAUUUCAGACUCCAUUGCCAUUUUCUUUGAAGAUUUAUUAAGCAGGGAAGCAGGUAAAUGGAGAAGAGGAAACAGGGUUCUGUGGUGCAAACCUCAGUUGUCCUGAACUAAUUAUGAAGAACAAGAUAUUCUGGUUGCCCCAAUGGUCAGUGUGGGGUUGAAAGGACCCUGAUGAGGGGUCAAAGGCUGCAGACCAGAGAUCCGUUUGAAUUCACUCUAUGUGUGAAUUAAGGUAAAGGUAACGGGACCCCUGACCAUUAGGUCCAGUCGUGGCCGACUCUGGGGUUGCUCAUCUCGCUUUACUGGCCGAGGGAGACGGCAUACAGCUUCUGAGCCAUGUGCCCAGCAUGACUAAGCCGCUUCUGGUGAACCAGAGCAGCACACGGAAACGCUGUUUACCUUCCCGCUGGAGAGAUACCUACUUAUCUACUUGCACUUUGACGUGCUUUCGAACUGCUAGGUUGGCAGAAGCAGGAACUGAGCAAUGGCUGUUCAGCCCGUCACGGGGAUUCGAACCGCCGACCUUCUGAUCAGCAAGUUCAAGGCUCUGUGGUUUAACCCACAGCGCCACCCGCGCCCCUAUGACUGAAUUACAUACUCACAAAUAUUCCUAACUGUUCCUCUUUCUUGCACCUUCUUGUCUUUCUGGUUAGGCCGUGCCUCGUUCCAGGUGUACAGAAAGAUGUCGACCUGGAUAUGCCAAGGUGGUUCUAGAAGGAAAGCCCAUUUGCUGCUAUGCUUGUGCUCGGUGUGCGGAAGGGACCUUCUCCGCCCAGGAAGGUGGGUGACUCCAAGGGGGAAGGUAUUUCUGGAGAGAGUAAACACAGGGCAGAAAUUCAGUCUCACACACUUUUUGUGAGAAUUCUGCAGACAUUGUAGAAUGUGGCUCCUUCCUCAACUUCUUUAGGAUUAAUCCCCUUCAUUACAUCCUGGAAGAGAGUUGAAAGGAAUGAUCAUAAGGAAGAAAUCUCUAGGAUUUCUUCAAAACAUAAUAGAGCACAGAUCAUUAGGGAUGUAAGUGAUGCUACAGCCACUCUUUUUCUCUUCCCCAGAUGCAGAACAUUGCACCAAAUGCCCAGAAGAUCACCAUUCAAACAAGGACAGAGAUCAAUGUGUCCCCAAGAUUAUCAUCUUCCUGGCUUAUGGAGAAUAUUUAGGAAUGGUUUUAGCUUCCGUUGCCCUCUGCUUGUCCUUAACAGCAGGCAUUGUGUUGGGAAUCUUCAUUAAAUACAAGGAAACUCCCAUAGUCAAAGCCAACAACCGGGACCUCUCCUACAUCCUGCUCGUCUCCCUCCUGCUUUCCUUUUUGUCCUCCUUCCUCUUCAUCGGGCGCCCAAGGAAAGAGACCUGCCUUCUCCGACAAACGGCCUUCAGCAUCAUCUUCUCAGUUGCUGUUUCUUCUGUCUUGGCAAAGACCAUCACGGUGGUGCUGGCCUUCCUGGCCACAAAGCCCGGGAACAGGGUGAGGAGAUGGCUGGGCAAGAGUCUGGCCAACUCCAUGGUCAUCUCCUGUUCUGGGGGGCAAGUUCUCAUCUGCACCAUCUGGCUGGGCUCUUCUCCCCCAUUCCCAGAGUCCGACAUGCGCUCCCAGGUGGAAGAGAUCGUCCUGCAAUGCAACGAAGGGUCUGUGGCCAUGUUCUACGUUGCCCUCGGCUACAUGGGCUUCUUGGCUGCCACCUGCUUCACGGUGGCUUUCCUAGCCAGGAAGCUGCCCGGCUCCUUCAACGAAGCCAAGCUGAUCACCUUCAGCAUGCUGGUCUUCUGCAGUGUUUGGGUGUCUUUUGUGCCCACCUACCUGAGCACCAAGGGCAAGUACAUGGUGGCCGUGCAGAUCUUCUCUAUGUUGGCCUCCAGUGCUGGGCUCCUGGGCUGCAUCUUCCUUCCCAAGUGCUACAUUAUUGUGCUGAGGCCUGAUCUGAACACAAAGGAGCACCUGACAACAAGGAAUUAA